Molecule: messenger RNA, 4417 nt
Organism: Biomphalaria glabrata
Lineage: Eukaryota; Metazoa; Mollusca; Gastropoda; Planorbidae
Product: serine-rich adhesin for platelets-like
Exons: 3
Coding region: 31-3402 (1123 amino acids)
Molecular function (GO): scavenger receptor activity
Source: RefSeq, a predicted model, not a curated record
UGAAACCCCUUCAUUAUUUUUUAAUAUACAAUGUCCAUUUUAGUUGAAGCUAUCUUCUAUUUUAUAGUGCAUGUCCUUUUCGUUCACUCACAGAAUCUCUCCUCGGAACUAAACGAAACCUAUCAUGGUAACCUUUCGGAUUCAUGCGUUGGUAUGAAAAGCUGUUUUAACACCUGCCACAAUUCAAGCUCUGAGGAAACAAUGUGCCAGGUGCAUGUGUCAGGUAGAUCUAGAUCUAGCGCCUGUUCUUGUUCCACUGUGCAGUGCUCUCGGCUAGAUCGAUGGUGCGUUUUCCAGUGCAACAACGUAUCAUCGUUGAGCCCGGAGUGUGCCGACUGUUUAGCGAACAACAAUUCAGACAUGUGUGUGCAAACAUGUUUCAAUUCAAACCACUGCGCGGUGAGUGAGUGUCGAGAAGUGGAUUGUCACUCCUGUGCAACUGGCUUUUUUGGAGAUCGCUGCGAUCAGAGGUGUGCUGAGAAAUGUCAAGGCCGCUGCUAUCAGGAGAGUGGCUAUUGCGUGAAAUGUGAGCUCGGUAAGUUUGGACCUCAGUGCAACUUGGAAUGUCCACCGCACUGUUAUCGAGGCGCUUGUAUUGCUGAGACUGGCCAUUGUCGAUAUUGCGCGCAAGGAUAUAUCGGAACUACUUGCAACCAAACUUGUGGGAAGGGAUAUUUCGGCCGGAGGUGUAACAGUCGAUGUUCAUCUAACUGCAAGUCUGGCGAGUGUGAGCCGAGCACUGGACGAUGCGUCAACGGCUGCAACCCAGGAUAUUUUAAUGCAUUCUGCGACAAAAUGUGCCCCAGUGGGAACUAUGGGCCUGGCUGCCUGGCACACUGUCCAGUUACGUGCGAGGUCAGUGAAGCCAAUUCACCCUGCGACCACGUCAACGGCACUUGCCUUAACGGGUGCAAUGACGGGUUUCAAGGUGAACAUUGCAACGUUCCAUGCCCGACGGGAACGUUUGGCAAAAACUGCCAGAUGAACUGCAGCAAUCACUGCUUUCUCCAGGUCUGUAAUGCCUUUUCUGGACACUGCCUUCGGUGCGUUACAGAACGAGAAGGUCUAUUGUGUGAAACUGAGACGAUCAAGUUGCCUAAACUAAACAAACUUAUAGGAUCGGAUGUAACAACAGACCAGGUAAUCCUCAUUUUUAUAAUGCUCUUCCUAGUCGGAUGUUGUAUGUGGAUAAUCUUAGCCAGUUCUAUGUACCACAGAAGAAAACUCUUGUGGCAGAAAGUUUGGGAGAAAGGAAAGUUUCCCAGCCAUUACAGGUUACCUAGAAUAUGGAAGCAAAAAAUGGAACGAGCUGCCUUGUCCCCCGUCAAAAAUUAUUACAGAUUAAGAAGGUACUUAAGAUCCCCGGAACCGCGUAGAAUACAGAGACGUCGCAGCCAGAAGCUCAUAUCUAGCAGCGAGAGCUCAGAGGAGUCGGAGACCUCAAGUGACUCGACCACCACAAAUACCGAAACUCAAGAGCACCUGGACGUGACAGAGAAAACAGAGGCAGGAGAAAUAUAUCAGGAAGAAGGAGGGGGCGACACUAUGUCCAAGCCAGUACCAAGCAGAGAUGUCGUUGUGGAAGUCCUUCAGAAUAACGUGGUGCUUAAUCAAAAUGCCGCUGACGGAGAAAAAUUUAAGGCGCUUCCAUGGAAAAACCAAGAUAAAGAUCAGCUAACUCAGCCUGCGUACGUAAGCCUAACCCCAAGAAAGGCGAAUGAAAAUUGGGAGUCCAGAGCUAUUUGUGGGUCAGGUACGGGAUCUUCCAUUUCAGGACGCUUUUCCAACACAAUCCAAAUAGGCUCGGAGAGUUUUCUCACCAAUCACCAGAAGAGGCCGCUGAGACUUCUCAAAGCCACCACUCGGACGAGCACUGCUACAGUACAAGAGCUGGAUUCCUCCACCACGAGAUUUAGCAUCACGACAGAGGAAACAAUGACCACGGAGAGUGCAGUGCUGGAAGAAAGCUGCAAACUAAUGGGAGAAGCAGCUCUUGUGAAAACGCCGUCAGACACACCAGAGUUGACGGAGUCAGAGACACACAGAAGCACAGAGACAGAUUCGGAGUCGGACACAACUAAAAACACCACGACAGAAGAGGAGAGUGAAGAAAGCUCAACCACGACCAGCACAAGUACAGUGAAAUCCAAGUCCGAAAGUUCACGCUUAACGACUAAAAAGAAAGAAUCGAUACUAUCUAAAGCUCAAGAAAUGCCAUCCAGCAAACGUUUGAGCAACUUACUAAAUAAAAAUGUACCAGCGACUUAUAAUCUCCCUCCGCCUGCCCAGCGUAAACCCCCUGAACCACCACCGAGGCAGGGCGUUUUGAAAAAAAGUUUGGAUUUUUUGUCCAGGAAAAUCCCAAUAAGAAUAAAAUAUGCGGCAAAAGAGGAGGAGGUUUUCGUUUCUAGAAAAGAGAGCAUUGAAAAGCGCCACAUGUCAUCGCGGUUCUUGCUGACCAGACUACACGACUGGCGUCGUGCAAAGGAGAUGCAGCUGGAGGUUACAGCGGGUGUCGUAGAAAUCAAAGAUGAGAAAAGUUCAAAGGGUAAGUCUUCAACAACAGAAUCAACUUCUCGUAUCACCACCAGCACAACCGCCUACACAUCCCAAGGUGCAACGCACACACCCGCUUCCGGAGAGACGGAAGAAACGACAAGGGAGACCAGCCACACAAAGACAACAAGAACCUCAGCGACUUCGGCGGAGACAACGACCGGUGAUGAGCGAAGCUCCACGACACGUAGGUCCACGACAACGUCGUCAGGUCGUAGCUUUAGCCAAUCAGAAGAGAGAACCAGCAGACGAACUAGAAAGAGCUUGAACACAAACCCAUUGAGUACUAUAGAUGGCAGCAUCUUGAGUAGUCUCCCUGAGUCCAGGACCUACUCAAAAACUAGAACAUCCAAAACUGCUUCAUCUUCAGGACAUCCGACGUCAUCAACCGAAUCUAAUAUGCGUCCUGAAAGUGAAACACGCCCUGACCGUGAGUCACGUGACAGAAAACGACGUGAACUCCAACGCCUCCAACGUAAGCAUCUAGAAAUAGUGAAUUCAUUACAGAAAAGUUUGGAGAUGAUCUCCCCACAGAUGCCCAGGAAAAGCCUGCAGGAACUACAUCACUCGGCCACAGAGAAACUGGACAGAUUUCACGGGCCCCGCGGAGAGAAGAGAAGCCGUUCAGCUAAACGCCUCGGAGAGAAGAGAAGCCGUUCAGCUAAACGCCUCGGAGAGAAAGAAAGAGCCGAUGUCAUUUCCUAUCGUGGUGCCAGGAAACUCGCCGAGGGCUUCUGGGAGAACACGAACCCGACUCCUGGCCUAUCGGGUAGUACUCUGAAUGUCUCGCAGACAAUAGGAAAUCAAUCAUCGAUACAGCCGUCAGGGGCGUCCACCAGGACUUGAAGUUAACGAAAUAAUCAUGACGGCAUAAAGAAUAAAAUGCAAGGGCGAGAAAGUUAUAAAAAUGUUUCUUUAUUUACUACCAGCCGGACAUUACCCGCGGCCUGCGGGCCUUAGUUUGUGUAUUACUAAUCUAGUGGGUUGGAUUUAGAUCUAUGUCAAACUUAGCUAAUGUUCUUUUCAAGUUUAUCUCUUUCGCCACGAAAAUAAAAGUUGUUUUGCAAAAAAUGGGUUUAUCUGUUAAGACAAUACAUCUGUAUCUGUUAAAAAUGAAAGGAGCGCGAGAUGAAUGAGAUAUAAGGUACAAUUAAAAUGUUAAAUGAAUGGGAUUAUAAAGUACGUCAGGAGGUCUAAAUUCUCAGAUAUAAGGAACGAAUUUAUGGAAAAAGGUUUUGAAAUACAAAUUUGAAGGUUAAUUUUAUUAAAUAAUGAAAUCAAUAGACAAUAUAUUGUAUUUUCAUGUGUCAAAGUAAAAAACUAUCUGUGCAUAGUGUAGUUUUAAAAAUUAGAUCUAGAUCUAGUUCCUUUCAAUCUAAACAUGGUAAACAUGGCCUAGAUUCAAGAAAUAGUACCACUUUCAUAGAGUUGGGCAACUUUUUUUUUGAUGGUCUUAAUUUUUUUUUUAGGGCUACUAUACAUACGUUACGGCUCCAGUUGGUACCAAAGGAACAUUUAUGCCAAGUUUUAUCAAGAUUAGUCAAAAUGUUUCGAUUUCUAUUACGGACAUACAUACAUACGCCUUACUUUCUACUUUAUAGUAUAGAUUUAUGUACCAUAGAAAAAACUUAACUAUUAAUUUUUACAAACAAUAUUUUAUUCAUCUCGUACCUAUUUAUAUCUAUCUAUCUAUAUCUACAUGAUUUUAGGCCCUACACACUCCCAUGUACGCUGCCUCAAGGUGUCUCAAUUUUUAAGUCAAAACAUAGUAUUUUUUUAUAUUAUAAAAAUGUAUUAUAUACUGGUAUUUGUCUCAGUGAUUCAAUAAAAUUCUUCAGAUGUCAAAUAACUUCUGGACUCC